AUGCUUGGAUUGGAUGGAAGUCAUAGUUCUGUAAUGAUGCAAAUUAGUAUAUUAGAACAACUUGUAAUAAAAUACCCAAAUUUCUUUGAUGACAUCACAUUAGUCAGUGGGACACAACUAUCAAGUAUUGUAGUUUUGAUGAUAUCAGUUGGGUAUGACUUAACAACAAUCAAAAUGAUUAUGAGAUUGAUAUUAGAAAUGUAUCCAACACGAACAGGAAUGGUUGGUGGAAUUACUGGUGUGAUGUAUGACAAUUGUUAUCUUCAUGUUAUUUUAGAAGAAGUGUUUGGAAAAAUGAAAAUCAAAGAUAUUAAUUAUCUAAUUGCAGUCGAUGCAUUACAAGCAGAUUCCAUUGUAAACAAUCCAGAAGAUGAAGAACGAACACACCAUGCAAUUUUAAUGACUAAUUUCAAAGAAAAUUAUGAAAAUAUGACAUGUGUUGAUUUAUGUAUGAGAAGUGAAGCAGUUCCAGGAUAUUUUGAAGAGUAUCAAGGAUAUCUCAGUGGGAUGUUAAUUGAGAAUAAUCCAGUUGUCUUGUGUAUUCCAUAUUUAAUUGGUCAAAUGGGAGUAGAAAUAGAUAAUAUUGUUUGUUUGAAUAUUUCAGAUGGAGAUUUUGAACCAAGGUGUUAUGACAUGGAAAAGUAUGGUUCAAGUGGAUUUAUAAAAUGGGGAAGUGAGUUGGUUAAUAUUUUUCAAUUAAGUAGAAGAGAAUUUUCAGAAAAAACAGGAAAGUAUUAUUUAGGAGACAACUUUUGUAGAAUUGAUAUUGAAGUGCCUAAAAACAUUGAAUUUAAUGAUAGAGAGAAAUUGGAAGAAUACGGAAGAAGUGUAGAAAUAACAAAAUAUUUUGAAUGGAUUGAAAAGAGGUGGAUUAUUAAUUGA
Entamoeba histolytica HM-1:IMSS is the source of this 882-nucleotide messenger RNA. RefSeq lists its product as uncharacterized. Gene Ontology annotation, biological process: lipid metabolic process. Lineage: Eukaryota; Evosea; Mastigamoebida; Endamoebidae. The transcript has 2 exons. The coding region runs from base 1 to 882 and encodes 293 amino acids. The record is from RefSeq and is a predicted model, not a curated record.